This is a messenger RNA of Stegostoma tigrinum, 9836 nucleotides long. RefSeq names its product ral guanine nucleotide dissociation stimulator-like 1. The record is from RefSeq and is a predicted model, not a curated record. Bases 8295 to 9836 code for a protein of 513 amino acids. Gene Ontology annotation, biological process: positive regulation of GTPase activity; Ras protein signal transduction. Gene Ontology annotation, cellular component: plasma membrane. The transcript has 18 exons. Gene Ontology annotation, molecular function: guanyl-nucleotide exchange factor activity. Lineage: Eukaryota; Metazoa; Chordata; Chondrichthyes; Orectolobiformes; Stegostomatidae.
UCACUGCCCCCAAUAAAGAUGGUGACGGUCACACGGGCCGAUCGCCAUCUGAGGCGUUGAUUUGUUUUCUGCAAACGUGAGUCUGGGAGUUUCAAAUGGGUGUGUUUUCCGACGUGCACUAACUGUUUGUAAAACUUCCAAACCCAUACGAAUAUCACUUCCCUCCAGCUUUCUACCGUUUUGCUUUCUUUACUGUGGCCUGCUCUUACCUCAAUUGCACAAAUCUUGGUCUCAGCGAAGGAUCUAGGCCCGAAACGUCAGCUUUCCUGCUCCUCUGAUGCUGCUUGACCUGCUGUGCACAUCCAGCUGCACACCGUGUUAUCUCGGAUUCUCCAGCAUCUGCAGUUCCGGUUAUCUCAGCGACUCUGCACCGCACUCGUGGAUGAUCACGUGGUUUUCACUGAUCCCGCCCUCCCUUCAUUCCGAUUGGGCGAUAUCCGUCCGGUCAUGCACGGCACACCUGUGCUCCUAUUGGUCGCGCACUGACAUCAAUCAGCCAGACUUCACCGUGAGCUGGAGCAUGCGCAGUGCUUUGUGUUAUUGUUGGAAGCAAAUGAACGUCGUCGCAAUGUUGCAUUUUGAGACGAAUGAGACUGAAAACCGGAUCUGUCUUUUUACCUUCACAGAUGCUGCCAGACCUGCUGAGCUUUUCCAGCAACUUUGUUUUUGUUCCUGAUUGACAACAUCCCAGUUCUUUUGUUAUUUUUUAAUAAGUCGCGAUUGAAAAGGCUUCCUGCAGCUCAAAGCUAAAGGUACUCUUGAUACCGCUCUGUCAGCCAAUAGAGAAAUAGCGGUGAAAUAAGGGUAAUAAAUACAGGUCUAGCAGUCCUCAGGUAAGAUGUAAAGGGAAUAAUUAUGAAUAUGAAGAACAUCACGUGGUGAAGUGAGGUGAGUGUUGUUCAUAUGAACUGUGAUUGGGCAGAGAGGGAGGUUAAUCAAAAAAGAACAAGCAGAAAAGAGAUUCUCAAGAAAGGUCUGUGCAAUGGAAAGCAACGAGAAUCAGAAGAUAAAAGCCCAACACAAGAAAAAGUUUGAAGACCGUGGCUGCAGAAACUCCAAUAAGUUGUUUCACUGCUCUACUGCCUAGUUAUUGACUUAAGCAGUAUAAUCCACAUUCAACUCUAAGUAGCUGUCUGAGUUUGUCACUGUAGUUUACUUCAUAACAGAUAAACUCCACACUUUGUCUCAAUAAAGCUGACAGUUGGUUCACCAAUUAGUUCUGCUGCCAAGUCCGUUCUUGUUUGAAAAGGGGUAUAGAUCACAUUUAAAUAGACAAUGAAAAAUGUCAAUCCAGGCUGGGAGCAAAAUUCUACUCCCUCGCCACUGACUCCAUCCCUGCCCCAGGUAACUGGCAGGUAACACACUGGUCACAGUCAGGGUGCAAUAUUUCACCCCAAGAUGAGCUUCUAACCACAUUACUCACCCCCACACUCAUUAUCACAAAGACCACAUACAAUUUCAACCUCAACAGCAUCUCAGGUCAUCUGCUGCUGAAACUCUCAUCCAUUCCUUUGCUACCUCUCGACUUAACUCCCCAAACACACUCCCGGCCGGCUUCUUAAUACUACUUCCCUGAAAUCUUGAACUGAUCCAAAAAUCUGCUGCCCAUGUGUUUAUUCUCACCGAUUUUAACAUCUUCAAGUUUUGUCAUUCUGUGCUCACUAACAUAAACAUUUUCUCAGUGGCAAAGCACCAAGGUUUUGAAAUUCAUAUCCUUAUUUUGAAAUUUUGGCAUCACACCACUUUCGUUUGAUAGUCCCUCCAGCUGCAAACCCCUCUGAGAUUUAUCUGAAGAAGGGUCACUGGACACAAAACAGUAAUGCUGCUCUCUCUCUCCACAAGCACUGCCAGAUAAGCUGAGUUUUACAUCAAUUUCUGCUUGUGUUACAACUUUCAAGCAUCUACUGUCAUUUUGCUUUUUCCUUCAAGACAUUUGUUCUCCCUGACUUCCAACCUCCUGUGGAUUUCUGGUUUUAACUCCCACCUUUUUCAUGUUUUCAGUUCCUAAGGCCAUAAGCUCUUGAAUUUACUCCCUAAACAUCCGUGGUUUUCAAAGUCCCCUUGUUUGUUCAGGAUAUUCCUUGAAACCUACUUCUUUGGCCAGUUUUGGGUCACUUGUCCUAAUAAGUACCUGGUAUCAAAUAUUGUUUUGUGACAACCUUGUGUAAUAUGUCAGAUCAUUGGAUUGAAUCAAAAAUGUGAAAACAUUUAAAUUGUUCUUUUGGAAAACAUCACUAAUCCUUCACGAUCAUUUGGGAACUCGUUACCUAAUAUCAUUGCAAGUGCGACUUCACCACAUGACCUGCACUGGUUCAGAAAGGUCAAACAUCAAGUUCUCCAGAUGUAACUGAGGAUUGGCAAUAGUUACUGAUACCUUUGGAGAGUGAUCCAACGUUCAUGUAUCUGGAUAUGGUGAAUGAAUAGACAAUAGGUGCUGGAGUAGGCCGUUCGACCCUUCGAGCCAGCACCACCAUUCAUUACGAUCAUGGCUGAUCAUCCACAAUCAGUAUCCUGUUCCUGCCUUAUUCUCAUAACCCUUGAUUCCACUAUCUUUAAGUGCUCUAUCUAUCUCUUUCUUGAAAGUAUCCAGAGAGUUGGCCUCCACUGCCUUCUGGGGCAGUGCAUUCCAUAUAUCCAUCGCUCUCUGGGUGAAGAAGUUUUUCCUCGACUCUGCUCUAAAUGGCCUACCCCUUAUUUUUAAACUGUGUCUUCUGUUCUGGACUCACCCAUCAGCGGAAACAUGCUUCCUGCCUCCAGAGUGUCCAAUCCCUUAAUAAUCUUAUACGCCUCAAUCAGAUCCCCUCUCAUCCUUGUAAACUCAAGUGUAUACAAGCCCAGUCGCUCCAAUCUUUCAACAUAUGAUAGUCCCGGACGCCAUUCCAGGAAUUGAGCUCGUGAACCUACGCUGCACUCCCUGAAUAGCCAGAAUGUCCUUCCUCAAAUUUGGAGACCAAAGCAGCACACAAUACUCCAGGUGCGGUCUCACCAGGGCCCUGUACAGCUGCAGAAGGUCCUCUUUGCUCCUGUACUCAAUUCCUCUUGUUAUGAGGCCAGCAUGCUAUUAGCUUUCUUCACUGCUUGCUGUACGUGCAUGCUUGCUUUCAUUGACUGAUGUACAAGAACACCUAGAUCUCGUUGUACUUCCCUUUUACCGAACUUGACUGCAUUGAGAUAGUAAUCUGCCUUCCUGUUCUUGCCACCAAAGUGUAUAACCACACAUUUAUCCACAUUAAACUGCAUCUGCCACGUAUCCGUCCACUCACCUAGCUUGUCCAACUCACCCUGUAUUCUCAUAACAUCCUCCUCACAUUUCACACUGCCACCCAAUUUUGUGUCAUCAGCAAAUUUGCUAAUAUUACUUCUAAUGCCUUCGUCUAUAUCAUUAAUAUAUAUCGUAAACAGCUGCGGUCCCAGCACUGAACCUUGUGGUACCCCACUGGCCACUGCCUGCCAUUCUGAAAGGGACCCGUUUAUCACUACAUUUUGCUUCCUGUCAGCCAGCCAAUUUUCAAUCCAACUCAGCAUUUUGCCCCCAGUACCAUGUGCCCUAAUUUUAUUCACCAAUCUCCUAUGUGGGACUUUAUCAAAGGCUUUCUGAAAGUCCAGGUACACUACAUCCACUGGUUCUCCCUUAUCCAUCUUCAUAUGGACAUGUUGCAGAACCUGUUGGGUAGGAGAAGUUCAGAAACAGAACAGCGAUGGCUUCCUUCUGACUCGAGAGGGUCUAACUUUACUUUUUAAUUGAAAAAUCUUCAGGUUCAUUUAUAGUUCUUCACGGAGUAUGAAUUGUUGAACUUAUUCAGCUGCAUGUGUCCAAUAAAUUUCUUCAGAUGUGAGGUCAAAGAAAUUCAAAACUAUUCCUCAUCCUCCCACAGACUUUCUCUCACUGUUAAGGUGCCUACUCAUGGACUUAGGGGAUCCAGGUACAUGAUUAUUUGAAGUUUCCAUCCCAUUUAAACAGUGGUUAAACAGUCUUUUGGCACGGCAGCCUUCAUUGCUCAAUUGUUUCAGUUUCGGAGUUGGGAAGUCAUAUUGAGGUUGCACAGGAUGUUGAUGAGACCUCUUCUGGAAUACAAUGUGCGGUUUCUGUCACACAAUUACAGGAGGCAUAUCAUGAAGCUGGCGAGCGUUAAGAAGAGGUUUACCAGGAUGUUGCCUGGUAUGGAAGCUUUGAUUUAUAAAGAAAGGUUGGAUAGACUUUGACUUUUCUUGCUGGUGCUUAGGAGGUUGAGAGGCGGCCUGUUAGAAGUUCAUAAAAUAAUGAGACAUGUAGAUAGUAUGAAUUGUGGUCGUCAUUUCCCAAGGAUGGGAGAUUUCAAGACUAGGGAAUGUUUUUAAGUUGGGAGGAGAUAAUUUAAUAAAAAAAAAUGCAAGGCAGAACUUUGCAGUGACUGUGAACAAAGCAAUGGCAAGUUCCAGCAGAGAAACAGGUGGCAAAGAAACAGGUGACAGCCAGGCAUGUGAGGGCUAAUGUGUUUCGUUUGCAAGUGACAUUCACCGCUUCACAAAGUGGAGAACGUUGAAGUACAGCAGCGACGGUGAUUAUUUUGCAGGAUAUUCACCUUGCAAAUGGUUUUUCCGCCAGUAUCCCUGAUUACAUCGCAAUCGACAGGAUGAAAGCUGCAGCAAGACGUGUGGAGCCAGUGGUGUAAUUGAUACGGCAUCUGAUUUUGAAUUGGAAGUUUGGAAUAUUGUAUCCUCUCUCACUCGAGUGAAGUUGACAGCUUUUCUACCCUUGCAAAUUGACAGACACUCCCGAAGAGGAAUGUCUGGCCAACGCUGUUUUUGUCAGGUUCCCAGCAGCUUAAGUGAAUGGAUUGCUGGGUUUUGGAAAUUGAAAAUUGAAAUUAAAAGGUAAAUGAGUAACUUGAGUGUGGGGCUACUUCAGCUCAUUGUAUAUUUCAUAUCCCACCUCAUGGCAACAGUACCCAUUGUCAGGAGAAACUGCAUGUGUUCCACACAAAGCUGCCUUUUGCUGGGAAACCUUGUGUACAGCAGGAGAAGCGGGUAGAACACUGUGUGUAUAAGACUGACACUGAGCCACACAUUAAACGGUAAAGAUAACAAGUAAAGUUGGAAACUUGCUCGCCCAGCUGGCUUGUUUUCGUUCAGACUUUUCGUCACCACGCAAGGUAACGUCAUGAGUGAGACUUCCGAAGAAGCGAUGUUGUUCUCCUCCACUUGAAAUUUAUCCUGCCCGGUCUGUUCUGGCAACUUCUGUCAUUUCGCAUUCUGUUCUGUAUGGGUUGUAUAUGGGGUCCAAUUCUUUAUGUUUGCCGACUGCAUUAUGGAUUGAGAACCAUGCCUCUAGGAAUUCCCAUGUGUGGCUAUGUUUGGAUUGCACUACUACGGUUAUGUUGUCCCAGUUAAACUGAUGGCCUUCAUUAUCCGGGUGUACUGAUAUUAGGGAAAGUUUGUCAUGUCAUUUUGCUGCCGGCUGAUGUUCAUGUACACUGACGGCUAGUUUCCUUCCUGUCUGUCUGAUAUAAUGUUUGUGGCAAUCGUUGCACAGUAUUUUGUAAACACUGUCAGUUCUGCAUGUCGUGGGUAUGGUGUCUUUAAUCCUUGAGAAUGUUUGUCGUAGCAUGGCUUUGGGCUUGUGUGCUACCGUAAUUCCUAGUGGUCAUAGGAGUUGUCAGUUCUGAUAUGUUCUUGAUGUGUGGCAGUGUGUCCAGUGUGUUCGGGCAUAAUGUGUCCUCUUCGUGUUGCUGUUUAGUCAGUACCUGUGGAUGAAAUUGCAGGGAUAGCCAUUCAAAGCGAAGAUUUUGUAUUGGUGUUCUUCCUCUUUCUGCAUAGUUCUGGGUCAUUGCAAUGAGUGGUGACCCAUUUAAAUAGUGUCCCAACACAGCUUAGUUUGUGUUCCACUGACCUGAGUUAGUUGCCAAAUUAAAAAUAUCCGAGCCCCUCAAGGCACUGACCCGAGUUGUGAUGUGCAAAGGACAACACACAAAGGAGGAUCCUUGUGUGAUUGAUCCAAUGUGAUCUGUAUGCCAGGGUAACAGUGAAGACUGGUCUUCAACACCCACAUUGAACCUGGCUCCACUUGGCCUCCAGUCACCUCUCACAAACUACCAUUGCCCUUCACUUUUCCUGACCUCCCCUCUAUUCUUGUUUUAAACUGAUUGCACUUCAGGCAGUUUCAGCUGGCAUUGCUGCUGUGGAACUGUAACAUGGAGUGAAUUGAUUUUGACUGAUCAAUGACAUAAUUCUGCUUCUCAAGAUCAGUCAAUAUUUCAGAUUUAUUACUUUAAAUGAUAACCAUGAACAGGCUACGACAGUGAAGGCACUGAAUCGUAAUCUCUGGACCAGCAGGAAAGAUCAGUUUAUGGCACUCAGGACACUGUCUGAUUCGGCCUUGCAUUCUCCCAACCUUCUGCACAUGAUGCCCCUCUGCUCUGUUGCGGUUUUGUUACGUCUUGAUAUAUAAUAGUCUCCAGUUAUCUAUUCUUUUGUUAUUUCCAAUACAUGAGACCCUCUUUCCAUGUCUUGUGCCUGGCUGCACAGCUCAGUGGUCAGAGCACUGUUCUCAGAAACAAGUGGUUGUGAGUUCGAGCCUGUGAUAGUGUUUGUGCAUCCCCUGCUUCAAAGGGCAAAAAGAGCCCUUUAAAAAUUAUCUGAAAUUAUAACAGUAUCAUUUCCUCCACAGACCAGAAAUAUGUGUGAAUUUCCACAUUGCUGUUUGUCCUUCCACUUGAGGAGGAGCAUUUGGAAUGGCAGGAAGCAGCUGGCAUCAGUGAUGUUUGGCUGGAAGUACAAGGUGAAGCAGGAAAACUGUAGGUGAGCAAUGGGGGAGGAGCACAAACCCAGGGCAUCCAUCAAAUACUUCCAUUUGUUGCUGUAAAUAGGUUCUAGUUUUGGAGUCUGGAGUGGGACAAUAGAGCCAAGUGAGUGAAGUUCUGCUUUCUGGGGGUUGCUCUCUCCGAAAGCCUCUGGCACUCUCGGUGGAAGGUGUCCUUGUUAGUUUCCUUCUGUGGGUGAAAAUGAGGUUCACUUCCCCGAGGGGGCAUGAGCACAGUCUUCACACCUCAAACUUCAGUUUUGCUUGUUGAUUCCUCAAAGUGUUGACCCAGAAACCCGCACAGCACACACUUCAUUGGGGAGACAAUGGCCUGAGGUUGUUAUCACUGGACAGUUAAUCCAGAGACCCAGAUAGUACUUUGGGGACUUGUGUUUGAAUCCAGUUGCAGCAGACGGCGGAAUUUGAAUUCAAUACAAACCUGGAAUUAAGCGUCUAAUGAUGAGCAUGAAUCUGUUGUCCUUUAAGGGAAGUAAAUUGGCAUUCUUGCUUACAUGUAACUCCUGACCCACAGCAAUGUGGUUGACUCUUAACUGCUCUCUGGACAUUUAGGAAUGUGUAAUAAAUGUUACCCUAGCCAGUGAUGCCCUCAUCCCGUGAAUGAAUUUAAAAAGUACGUCAGGAAUUCCUCCUGUAUGCAAUGAUAACUGAUUUGCUUUGCCCAAUCUUUAUGCAGACUGAAGUCACUGGACUCUUGAAGUCAGUGACCUUUUAUCAUAAUUAGAGCUCUCCCUUUCUGCUGGUGUCUUCAAUUUCCUUUUUAGUGCCUUCUGCUAAAAUUACCACACGAGUUAACUGGGGUGUAUAUACAUCGACCACUGUCAAUUUCUGUCCCUUGAUGUUUCUAAACUGUACCCAGACUCCAUUUCACCAGAACUAAUAUCCAUUGUCAUUACCAUAUUAAUUUUAUUCCGUAGCCAGUAAUGCUAACCUACCUCCUCCUUCUUGUCAGUCCUUCCAAGAAACUGAAUAUGCCUGGAGCCCAGCUUCAGACAUUGUAGAUAUUUUGGUUUCUGAUUUACCAAAACAUCCUGGAUUCUGGAAAAAUCUGAGUUCAGUAGAAAUUAGCAGUUGUAACACUGCUAUGUAAGAAAGAAGGAGGAGCAAAAAUAAGGAAUAAAGCCAGUUAACAUGAUUUCAAUCAGUUGGGAAAGUGCUUAAUAAUGUCUCUUCAUUAAGUAUGUUUCAGCAAUGCACUUAAAACAAAAAUCGUAUCAUCUGAUUAAAUCAACGUGGUCAAUCCAGAAGAAGACAUUCCAUGAUGGAGACAGGGCAGUUGCAGUGUAAUUAGAACUAACACGAAUUGAAGCGGAGGGAAAGGAGCAAUACCUUCGUGGUAUCACUCUUGGUUGUGAGAAGAGUUUUGAGGUUUGACGAUACUUCACCUUUCUCAUUCCUCAGACUCCAACCCACUUUGAUUCUGAAAGAUUUGACUGUUGUUUCCGGUCAGUCAGCUUGCCGAAGCAGUCAGAUUUCCGUCAUACUACUCAGAAUAAAAAUGGCAUCAGGAGAUGAGCUUCCAUCCCAUCUCACUGUCGAUACCCCCAACGUUCAAAUUCUUAACUCUGAGACCUCAAAAAGACUCGUCGAAAAUUUUGUAAUCGCUCUCAUGAACAAGGAGCGUUUCUACAUCCGCACAUUCUUUUCGACAUACAAAGCAUAUACCACUGCUGAAAGUGUGUUGUACAUCCUCCUGGACAAGUCUAAAACCUUUGACAGCCCAAACUCUGAGAAAGAUGAAGAACCAGGUUCACCAAAAGAGACAGCAACAAUUUCAAAUUCUGGAAAUGUUGACAGUGCAAAUGGUGAGGAAAAUGGAAGUUGUGUUUCUUCAGGAUCCAGCGAAAUAAUUGCUGAAUAUGGAAGCUUUGACACCUCAGAGGCAGAAGAGAUUCCAGUAAUCGAUUCAGUGAACACAAACAUCGGGAACAAUGCUAACAUUCUGAGCUGUGAGGAGCUUGAAAAUCCAAUUCCUCCAAAGACAGUUGCUGAGAUCAGAAUGUCUAAAACCUUUGACAGCCCAAACUCUGAGAAAGAUGAAGAACCAAGUUCACCAAAAGCGACUGCAGACAUUUCAAAUUCUGGAAAUGUUGACAGUGCAAAUGGUGAGGAAAAUGGAAGUUGUGUUUCUUCAGGAUCCAGCGAAAUAAUUGCUGACUGUGAAAGUGUUGAGUCCAAACACUGUCCGAAUUCUGAUGAAAUUCAGAAUUUAAGUUCACCGGAGAAGGGAGCGACAGUCAAGAAAAGCAUAGACUUCAACAGAUCAAGCUUUCUAGAAGAAUAUAAUUUCAGUCCUGCAGAAAAGGAAACACUAAUGAAAAUUGCUAUACCUGAAAUUCUUGAAAUCUGGCUGGAGGAGUCUGCCGAAGACUUUCGUCAAGUUCCAACUUACUCUUGUCUCCGGAAGGUACUUUCCUACUUGAACCAGACAGUGCCAGGGUCAGAUGCUGAAGAACGGGCCCAGAAACUCCUGAGUCGUUUUUUGGCGGAGGAAGCAGCGGAGAAAGAGAUGUUCAAAGGCUACCGUAGAAGAGUCAGAUUCUGUGUGGGAGAAGAACACGACCAAACCAUCGAACAAGUUGACGAAAAGCUCCUGUCCUACCCAUCACGCUUCAUUGCAGAGCAGCUGACUUUUAUGGAUGCUGAUCUUUUUCGGAAACUUGUGCCCAGCCAAUGUUUAGGGUCCAUCUGGUCUCAACGAGGGAAGGAAGAAAAACACCAUCUGGUAUCAACCGUCCAGGCCACCAUUACACAGUUCAAUAAUGUUACAAAAUGUGUCACCAGCACCAUAUUAAGACCUCAACAGCUGAAACCACGGCAGACGGCUAAAAUCAUUGAGAAAUGGAUUGAUGUUUUUCACAAUAUGGAGAAGUUCAACCGAAUGAGAGGUGUUAAAGUACACAGCGCUCCAACUAAAAGCUCUGAGCAGCCAGCAUCCCUUCGGAAUGAGGAUUCAGACGAGAGCAUUACCUCAGCCAGACACUUGGAAAUGGAAGAGCCAAGCACCUCGCAAAAAGCGCUGGAAAAGGUGAGAUCGUGA